Egretta garzetta (little egret) is the source of this 2589-nucleotide messenger RNA. RefSeq names its product reticulocalbin 1 (gene RCN1). Gene Ontology annotation, cellular component: endoplasmic reticulum. The coding region runs from base 1 to 831 and encodes 276 amino acids. NCBI's taxonomy places the organism in Eukaryota, Metazoa, Chordata, Aves, Pelecaniformes, Ardeidae. The record is from RefSeq and is a predicted model, not a curated record. The transcript is spliced from 6 exons. Gene Ontology annotation, molecular function: calcium ion binding.
AUGACUUCCACUCUGAAGCCAGACAAAACUGCAACUAAGGAUGGGACUCUGCACAAAGACAACUGUAUUCUAGUACCGCACAAACUAAGGAAAAUUGUGGACAGAAUAGAUGACGACAAAGAUGGCUAUCUCACAACAGAGGAAUUAAAAAACUGGAUUAAACGGGUACAGAAACGCUAUAUCUACGAAAACGUCGCUAAGGUUUGGAAAGACUACGAUCUAAACAAGGACAAUAAAAUUGCCUGGGAAGAAUACAAACAAGCCACAUAUGGUUAUUAUCUAGAAAAUCCAGAAGAAUUCCAAGAUGCAACUGAUCAGCACAGUUUUAAAAAAAUGCUGCCCAGAGAUGAGAGACGAUUCAAAACUGCCGAUCUGGAUGGAGACUUAGCUGCCACUCGUGAAGAAUUCACUGCUUUCCUUCACCCAGAGGAGUUUGAGCAUAUGAAAAACAUUGUUGUCUUAGAAACCUUGGAAGACAUAGACAAAAAUGAGGAUGGUUUUGUGGAUCAAGAUGAGUACAUUGCUGAUAUGUUUGCAAAUGAAGAGGGUGGACCAGAGCCUGACUGGGUGAUUACAGAGCGUGAGCAGUUCUCAGAUUUUCGUGACCUCAACAAGGAUGGAAAGAUGGACAAAGAGGAGAUUCAGCACUGGAUUCUCCCUCAAGACUAUGAUCAUGCACUAGCUGAAGCCAGGCACUUAGUCUAUGAAUCGGAUGUAGACAAGGAUCAGAAACUAACGAAAGAGGAGGUUCUAGACAAUUGGAAUAUGUUCGUUGGAAGUCAAGCUACUAAUUACGGGGAGGACCUCACAAGAAACCAUGAUGAGCUAUGAUACAGUGUACCAACCAGUAUGCUACAGACCUUUUCUCCACUUCACUGAAAUCACCGUGUCCAUCCCCUCUUUUUGGGGAAGACAGAUGAGACAGACUCACAACCAAAUGAUAUGCAUUAAUAUAUUUUUAACAUGCCAGCUUAUUACCUCAGAAACUGCGUAGAAAUAGCUUUUUACUCUUUUCACAUGGUUAAAUACAGUAUCUAAUUACUACAGUUUUAUUUUUGAAAACAUAAGAAGGUAACUUUCAGUCAUAGAUUAGAGCCUGAUCUGGAAAAGGCACUUCUAAAACAUAAUUGCAAGGAUCUUUAAUAGUUAAAUAUUUUCUUCAAAUACCCGUUUUUACUAUAGUGAAAUGCAGGUAGGAUUAGAAAGAAACCUAAUGUUUAAACAGACUAAGUUAUUUAGCCAUGUAUUUUAAUAGCAUGUAACAAUUUAUACUUUGAUCCUCCUAUCCAGAGAAAAGGUUGGACACAACAAGAUCCACAACCUUUUUCUCCACACUUUUUCUCUCCCAGUUUGGGCCAGAGGUACUGAAGAAGGUAUCCAGCAGCCCUCUGGCUCAUGGCUUUACCAGUGCAACAUGUACAACUGGCCCUUCUCUCCAACCCCCAUCACAGUGCAGACACCACACACAUGGCCCAUCACCCUGUGCUGGCAUUCCUCAGCGAGGGUUGUAGAGUUCAUAGUGACAGCUGCUCCUCCUGACAACAGAAUAACGUACAAUUGUUACCUCCCAGGUUAUGCUGUUUCCUGGGAGGAAUUAUACCACAUUUCUCUCACGCUUUUCGCACUUUACCCAAGCCAUAGUCUUGUUCACACAGUGUGAAUGGCAGCAGUUCUGUGAUAGAGAAAGAAUGAGACAUAUCACCCCUCUGGGCCAUCUGUACCACAUAAGAAGACAGGUUUAUGUGGCUAAAGUUCUGGUUUUGUAUGUAUAUACGUUACUGAAGCAACUACACGAAGACAGCUUUCCUUCUAAAGAAAGCGGUAAGCUUUCCACACAGGUGCUUUCUUCUUUACUGUAUAAUGUGAGCUAUUACAUGUAUAUUUUUAUAUACCCAACUUUUCUAAGUUUGGUUGUUUUUAAAUGAACUGGUUUAAAAUAAGCACAAUAAAACCAAUACUUCUUUUUGAUACUAGGAAGGUGCAAUAACACUAACACAGACUAGCACAGAGAGAUGAUGUGAAAGCAGGAACCGAGCUUUUAAAAGCCAGUAGUUCCCAAAGCACUGGGUCAUUGGCAGCUCCUGCAGCACAAGCUAGAAAUAAGUCCAAUGUACAUAGUUGCAAUCACUAGAAUCUGUUCUGAGCAACAAUAGUAGGAGAUUAGGGCUCUACAACACAGCUCACUUGGAGGUUCCUUGAAGGUUUGGUGGACAGCAUCACACACUGGUUAUCACACAACCAUCUAGAGAGGAGCUUUGAGACUCCCAGGUUGUGAUAUACUUCAGCAAUUUAAGAAAUCUGUGAAAAUCAUGAGACAGUGCAGAACUGUGUAAUUUUUAUAAGGUCAUAUAAGAACUGUGGUGAAAUAUUUUAUAUCCUAACUGAAGACAAUUCAAUCUAGAUAUCAGAGUCUGGCAGAGAUUAUCUGUUCUUGCUGGCACAAUUACUAAGCUUUUGGUGUGCACUUCUUAUGACAUUGCCAGCAGUAUCUCUGAAAAGUCCCUACCUCUUCUGCUAACGUACAGUAGGACAAAUGUCAUAAGACAUAAGCGAACUGGUUUUGUUCUUCCAGUACCCUCAAGUUAAAUA